GACGGGGCAGCGGGGCCAUGGCGGCGGCCGUGCUGCCCGUGGCCGUGUUCGGCUGCCGGCCGCGGGUGGCCGGCGGCGUUUGCUUCCUGGAGGAGCAGGUGGUGCUGCACGCGGCCGGGGCGGGCUGCCUGCGGCUGCACCUCGAGCACAAGUGGCACAACUUCAUCCCAGGCACCGAGAAGAGCCGGGGCGUGCAGGCGCUGGCCGUCAGCCCCAACCGGCGGUUCCUGGCGGUGUCGGAGGCGGCGGGGGAGCAGCCGGUGCUGGCGGUGUACGAGCUGUCUGCGGAGCGGGCGCGGCGCCGGAGGGCGCUGGCUACCGCUGAGCUGCCGGCGCGGCAGGCCGUGUCCCUCGCCUUCUCCCCCGACGGCCGGUACCUGGCGGCCGCCACGGCCAUGCCCGAGGGGGUCCUCACCUGCUGGCUCUGGGAGAAGCAUCAGCUGGAGGCGGCCGUCCGCCUGCUGGCCCCGGGCAGCGGCCCCUGCCAGGUUAGCUUUAGUCCUCAAGACAGCACCCAGCUUUGUAUCACUGGAAAUGGCUUUUUUAAACUUUUUAAGUACAGUGAAGGAAAUUUGAAGCAGAUGAAUUUACAAAAGGGAGAGCCAGAAAACUACUUGUGCCAUGCCUGGCUGUCUGAGGAGAAAGUUGUAUGUGGCACUGACACAGGCAAACUUAGCGUGUUUGAAACUGGAGAGCUUCACUGGGAAACAAAUUUAGAGUACAGAAAACCACCCAGGGAACUAGAAGAAGAUAUAACAACAAAAGAAUAUGAGAGCUCUCUUGAUGUUUCUUGUGGACUGGCCUCUGAAGAUAUUGGUAGACAACAUAAUUCUUUGCCUCAAAUAUCUGCAGUUGCAGCAUAUUCCAAAGGCUUUGCAUGUUCACCUAGCCCAGGAGUUGUUCUUCUGUUUGAGAAGACCAAGGGAAAGGAAGCCUACGAGGAGAGUCAAGAAAUCUGGCUUCCUCAGGACCAGUUCAGAACUGAGCCAAAAAAGUCAGACAGACAGGACAUUACAUGUAUAUGCUUCAGCCCCUCUGAGGAAACAAUGGUCAUUAGCACAAAUAAAAAUCAGCUAUACAUGUUUCCUAUGGUCUCCACCAAACUUAUAAGGGAGAAGACAUCUUAUUUUGCAUAUCUGAAUUUCCCAUUGCAUUCUGAUUCGAUCACUGGUCUGGACAUGUGUAUUUGGAAACCCAUUCUUGCUACUUGUUCCCUGGAUAGAUCUGUCCGCAUCUGGAAUUACAAGACGAACACUUUGGAGCUGUGUAAGGAGUAUCAGGAGGAAGCAUACACAGUAUCACUUCAUCCCACUGGCCUUUUCUGUUUGGUUGGGUUUUCUGACAAACUACGAUUUAUAAGUCUGCUGUACGAGGACAUGCAUGUUUUCAAGGAGUUUGCUGUGAGGAAGUGUAGAGAGUGCUCAUUCAGUAAUGGAGGCCAUCUUUUUGCUGCAGUUAAUGGAAAUGUGAUUCAAAUUUAUUCCAGCAUCACCUUUGACAAUGUUAGUAAUCUGAAAGGACAUAGUGGGAAGAUACAUGCAAUUAAAUGGAGCACAGAUGAUGCUAAAUUUGUCUCCUGUGACACACAUGGUGCUGUGUUUGAGUGGAACUUGAUGACAGGUAAAAGGGAGUCAGAGUGUGUGCUCAAGACCUGCAUCUACAGCAGCAUUUCCCUGUCUUCUGAUGCCAAAAUUAUCUUUGCUGUUGGAUCUGACCAAACUCUCAAAGAAAUUUCAGAGUCUUCGAUCCAGCAUGAAGUGCCUGCCUAUGGCGUUGUUUAUACUGCUGUAGCUGUUUCCCAUUCCGGGCACGUGAUAUAUGUUGGUACCUCCCUGGGGACAAUCCGAGCUAUGAAGUACCCACUCACCCUGAAGAGGGAUUUCCACGAGUAUCAGGCCCAUGCAGGUGCUGUUACAAAGAUGUCCGUAACAAGUGAUGACCAGUUUCUACUGACUGCUUCAGAGGAUGGCUGUAUAUUUAUCUGGAAAGUGCAUGAUAAAGAAGGUGGGGCACUGAAAGGGGAAGCAGAAGCUGGGUAUGCUGAGGAAGUGCUGAUCAUGAAAUCAGAUAUAGAUGAGAAGAGUCAGGCAAUACUAGACCUGCAGAUUUGUGUGAAAGAUCUACAGACAGAAAGUGAUUAUGAGCUACGUCUCAAGGACCUGUACUGUACUGGAAAAAUAAAGGCAUUGGAAGAGAACUUCACUCAGGAAAUAGACUCCCUUAAAGCCCAACACCAGAUUUUACAGGCAGAGAAGGAAAAACAGGAGCUACAAUACGAGUGUCAACUGUCUGAGCUGGUGAAAAAACAGGCCAGGGAGGUGCAACAGCUAGAAUCUGCAAGUAAUAAGAAACUCUUAAUGGAAAAUGAGAGAUAUGAGGAGCUGCAAGUGAAAUCCCAGAGGAUGCAGGAGGCAUAUGAGAGACAAUUGCACAGUUUGGAGGAGAGCAAAAGCACGGCUUUGAAGGAGCUGACAGAGCGUUACGAGGAAAAGCUUAAGCAGAAAUCUGCUCUGCUGGAACAGACAAAGGAGAAUAUGAGGAGGCAGAUUCAAGCACAUGAAGAAAUGGAGAAACAAAUUUAUGAAGAUGGAGACAAAGAAAUCUCAGAGAUCAAAAACAAGUAUGAGAAACAGCUCAGCGAAGAGAAGGAGUCCAACACGCAACUGAAAGGAGAAAUAGGAGUCAUGAAUAAAAGGUUGAACAACCUACAGAAAGAGCUCAAGGAUCGAAUUAGGGAUAUUGAGGAAAUGAGACUGGAACAGCAGAAGCUGGAAAACGUCAUUAGAGCACUGGAGAAGGACAUCUUGGCACUGAAGACAGAGAUUAAAGAGAGAAGUGACACUAUCCUAGACAAGGAGAAGCAUAUAUAUGACCUAAAAAUGAAAAAUCAGGAACUGCAAAAUUUCAAGUUCGUACUGAGUUUCAAAAUAGAGGAGUUUAAGAAGCAAAUAGAGUCACGUGAAAAUGAUAUUAAAACAAUGAAGGAACAGAUCCAGGAGAUGGAGGAGGAGCUGGAAGGAUUCCACAAGGAGAGCACGCAGUUGAAGCUGAACAUCACACAACUGCAACAGAAACUAAAGGCGUCUUAUCGCGAGAUGGACAAAGAGAGGCAGAAGAAGCAAGAUAUGGAAACCGUCAUCAAACGAUUUAAAGCAGAUCUUCACAACUGUGUGGGCUUCAUUCAGGAUUCCAGAAAAAUGAAAGAUGGUAUCCGUGAACUCUACAGCAAGUAUGUGCAGCAAUCAGAUGUGGUGGAGGCUGAAGCAGUGGACACAGAUUUGCAAAAGCAGUACAUGAAACAGCAAGAGUAUCAUGAGAGGAGUUUGGCAGUUUUAAAAAAGAAGGUGAUGAAGGAUCAGGAAAUGCACCAAGCUGCUUACAUGCGCCUCAUGCAGGAAAAUGUGAGUCUGAUUAAGGAAAUCAAUGACUUGAGGCAAGAACUGAAGGUGGCCAACACCCAGGUGCAUGACCUCCGGGCAGCACUGAGAUUAAACAAGAAAAAGAAAGCAAUUCAAGACACAGCUCCCUCCAGUGAACUGCUGUCUGGCCCAGCUGUCCUGAGGUUGAAUCCAGAGAUGGAAAGUGAGAAAAUCAUAGAAAUUCAGCAGCUGGAGAUUCAAUAUCUGCGAGACCAAAUCCAGGAGAAGGGGCAAGUCCUGACUGUCCAAGUUCAGUCUCCUUUAGUCAGAAAUCUUCCUGAGCUGAAUCUGGAAAGAAGCUGCAAGACACAGCAACACUGACCCAGUUCAAGGAUGCCUUACAUAAUUAUAUCCUCCUGGCAAGAUUAGAAAUGCAACAGCAUAGAUUAGACUUUCAUGAUCCUAUACUCUACCACUAGAAGCAUUUGUGCAACGCUCACUGCUCUGAACGCUUCUACUUUCCUGGAAUCCACCCUUUCCAUGAGACUUAGGAGCCAAGAGAAAAAAAUAAAUCUAUGUUAGUGCAAGACUAAUCUUUGUGCCUUCAUGCUAGGGCAGGUAGUCACCUUUCUCUUGAAAACUAAUGUGUUCUAGUUGAGAAGAACUGGUCAAACUCUGUAAGCCUUUUCUGCUAGAAUUCUAAUUUGGUGUGGCUGUGCUGCAAAAUUCAACAUCAGCCUUUUGUUUUCCAGGAAUGAAUUGCCUGUGCCCAUACAAAGGACUGCUGCUAUUCCAAGCAGGUAUCCAGUCACAGACUAACAAUCAGUUACCUUGUGAGGGCAACCUUUGACUCAAGCACACCUGAGCUAGAGCCCUUGCUCAAGCCUCUGCCUCCUGCCUAGAGAUUAGUUGCCUCAUCUGCAGCAAUAAUUUCAGCAGGACAAAAAGACAGCCCAGUUUCAGACUGUGAAAUCUGGAAUAAAGUCCAAACAUUAUGUCAUAACUCUCCUAUAACUUUCAUAAAUUGAUUUGUUUCCUUGUCUUUUUUCCAGCAUC
Molecule: messenger RNA, 4415 nt
Organism: Corapipo altera (White-ruffed manakin)
Lineage: Eukaryota; Metazoa; Chordata; Aves; Passeriformes; Pipridae
Gene: CFAP57
Product: cilia and flagella associated protein 57
Molecular function (GO): protein binding
Source: RefSeq, a predicted model, not a curated record